AUGACGUGGCUGCACAUGCCAAGGGAGCCGAGUACCAGCGGCGGAUCGUACGCUGGCGGGGCCGCCAACAAGCAGUUGGACGACGACGGAGAGCCGGUGGACGGGCUGAGCCCCAAGGCCAUCGAGAACAUCCUCAAGGAGCACAACGCAUUCCGCGCCAAGGAGCAUGUGCCCCCUCUCACGUGGAACGCGACGGUGGCCCAGUACGCGCAGCACUACGCGAACGAGCGCAAGGGGGACUGCGCGCUGAAGCACUCGACGGGGCCGUACGGGGAGAACCUCAUGUACGGCGAGGGCAGGGCGUGGACGUGGCGCCACACCGUCGACGAGUGGAGCGACGAGAAGCAGAACUACCACUACGGCUCCAACAGCUGCGACGCCGGCAAGCAGUGCGGCCACUACACCGCCGUGGUGUGGAAGCACACCACCGCCGUCGGCUGCGGCCGCGUCACCUGCACCAGCGGCGACACCCUCAUGGUCUGCAGCUACUACCCGCCAGGGAACUACGACGGGGAGAAGCCAUUCUAACUCAUCAUAUCAUCAUCCUCAGCAUUUCUCUCUUAAUUAAUAUUCCAUCUGAUUAAUCGGUUAAUUAAUCACGUAGUUCAUUCUCCGCAUCCACACGACAGUAGUACAACUCCAGUAGAAUGUGCGUAUAUUUUUUAAUAUUUCUUGCACAUACAUAACAUGUGCAAAAAUUAGCAAUCUUCUGAGAUAAAGCCUUGCAGCUGCUGGUAGGAAAAUACCAGGUGUGCAGUAUUUUUUUUUCGGGUAGGUAUUGUAUUUUUUUUUUCUCAAUUUGAGAUUGCUUUUACCACGCUUGUCACGUGGUAGGUAGGUAUUGUAUUUCGUUGCCAAGAACAACUUAUGAUGUUUAUUCUUAACCAAGUAA
This is a messenger RNA of Triticum dicoccoides, 892 nucleotides long. RefSeq names its product pathogenesis-related protein 1A-like. Gene Ontology annotation, cellular component: extracellular region. Bases 1 to 528 code for a protein of 175 amino acids. The record is from RefSeq and is a predicted model, not a curated record. Lineage: Eukaryota; Viridiplantae; Streptophyta; Magnoliopsida; Poales; Poaceae. The transcript is spliced from 3 exons.